AGCCAUUGGCUCAAAUUAGCCAUCGCGGACAAACCACAAAGCAAGGCCUUGGUCAAUGCCUAUCACAGCAGAGCAGUUUGCUACAACGCUGGAAAACAUGUCAAGGGCUUGGGAGGCGCUUCCAGAAGAACACAGGCUACCAAAGGAUGAAGAAAAGUCCUUCUACGAUGAUUGCCAGCAAACAUGCGAAGAGAUGAUUGCUCGAUGGCAUUCUGGAGAAUCCUCACACCCGGACAGGGAGCUCUUGGCUGCGGAGUACCCGGAUUCUGAAGCUGGUCGAAGACAGCUUCAACUUGAUCUCUUCAGCCCGGAGGUCAAAGACGAUCCUUUUGUUCAAGCAGCUGAUCUAAAGCUACGGCUUAUUAAGUACACUGGCCCUUCCAGGAAGUGAGGCUUUCACUGCUAUGUGGAAGGAAGGCUUCGGUACUGUACAACACUGAAGCCGCACUGUACACUCAAGCCUGCAAAGGCCUCCAACCUUGUAGCGAUGACCUCCAACCCAACAAUAGCUUCAAUACACUUGUGUUGAUAUGAAGCCUCGCAAAGUGGCCGAAUAAGUCAUUGAGGCUUCUGACUCACCCUGAAAAGCGGUUUGCGAAGACCCAUGAGGCAAAGACACCGUCUCACAGGAGGCAAAGAGCCUCAGCUUAGCAUCCCCGUGCGAUAAAUUGUGCUUCUGCAUGGAGC
Molecule: messenger RNA, 687 nt
Organism: Durusdinium trenchii
Lineage: Eukaryota; Dinophyceae; Suessiales; Symbiodiniaceae
Source: the annotation of a GenBank genome assembly